AUGGGCCCUGGCACCCCCAAUUCCGGCACAACCUCCCUCUCAGCUCUCUCCACAACCGCCAUCAAAGACGGCCACCAAGGCGCGCCCUUCCCACACUCCCGCGGCCACGCCCACCAAUCCUCAUCCGCCUCAACCUCCUCCACAACUACUCUCGAAGCCGAGCGUGCAGACCGCAUCUCCCGCCUCGCCGGUCUCGAGCGUGUCGCAACCGCUCGCGCCGGCGGUGCCUCCCCAGCCAGCCAUAUCCCAACCUCCUAUGUCCCAGGCUACUUCGAUAGCCACGCGCUUAAGGAGCGCAGCACCGUCGGCAGCGCCAGUGCAACCGGUAGCAUCGGCCAUACGACCUGGGCAUCGGGCAGCGAGGCAUUCUCCGCAGACAAAAUGAGCGAGGACGUCGACGCAGACGACCACGAUAGUGUGGGCAAUGUCAGUGAUGAGGGUAACGCCAGUCUUGUUGGGUUUGGCGAGGGCGCUAAUAGUACCAUUUCUGGGCCCACGAGUCGUCCUGUUGGGCUGAAUCGGAUGUCGUCUGGUGGUGCCCGACCAACUAGUAUGGGGAGUGCCGGUGUGAACCCGAAUGUGGGCCGUGCCAACCCGUUGGCUAGUUACAUUCAGCAACAGCAGCAGCAGUAUGGAGGGGAUAGUGCGAUGGCAUCGUCUAGUUUGGCGGGUUCUAUUACACCUGAGCCUGUUCCUGAGGAUGCGCGGAUGGUCAAUGGGAUGACCUUUGAUGAAGAUGUUGUUGAUACUACUGUUCGCACACCGAGAUUGGCUACUCCGAAUCGCAGCCCGAGUGGACUGGAUACUCGUGAUUAG
Molecule: messenger RNA, 816 nt
Organism: Penicillium subrubescens
Lineage: Eukaryota; Fungi; Ascomycota; Eurotiomycetes; Eurotiales; Aspergillaceae
Exons: 2
Coding region: 1-816 (271 amino acids)
Source: RefSeq, a predicted model, not a curated record